Ailuropoda melanoleuca (giant panda) is the source of this 10449-nucleotide messenger RNA. RefSeq names its product G protein-coupled receptor kinase 3 (gene GRK3). The record is from RefSeq and is a predicted model, not a curated record. Gene Ontology annotation, biological process: protein phosphorylation; desensitization of G protein-coupled receptor signaling pathway; G protein-coupled receptor signaling pathway. The transcript has 21 exons. Bases 2608 to 4548 code for a protein of 646 amino acids. Gene Ontology annotation, molecular function: ATP binding; G protein-coupled receptor binding; G protein-coupled receptor kinase activity. Lineage: Eukaryota; Metazoa; Chordata; Mammalia; Carnivora; Ursidae.
GUUAAUUUUCCGCAGUGGCUGGCAAGACCAGCACGAUUCGCCUCUGUUGGUAAAGGAUAGAGGUUGAAUGGUUUCUGAUAAGAAUUUCUAUUUCAGCUGCAUUUUGGAGUGAACCAUGUGAUCACCAGUCUUUGGUGCUCUUGAAAAAGAUGUUUAGAUUUAUAUUUUUAGUAUCUCAAUGAGGAGCAUAACACUCGCCUUUGGCCCAUCACUAGUGACUUUUUUCCUCCCAGCCCGAUUAUUUGAAAUCACUGGCGUUUUCUCGACGCUUCCUCAUUUUGGUUGCUUUGCUCUUACGCAGUUUUAAGCAAAAAGCGACAGGACUACAUAAUCUCUAGGUAAUUUAAAUGAAACAUUGGGUCUGCCUUCCCCUGCCUAUUAUGGGAGAAUCUCAGAAGAUGGAACAUUCUGCCCUGGGGAGAUUUUGCUUCUCUGAGAUAGCGAGAGGCAACCAUUUUGUUAUGUUGACACAUUAUUUAAUUAACGAACCAAUGAGUGUAAAUCCUGUAAUAGCUGACUGUUUGUUCAGAUUACAGAGCUGCUUCAGUUUACUGAAACAUUUGUUGAGUUAAUGUAGCUGAUAAUGGGAUCUGUUGGGAAUACUAACCCGUGACCCAUGGGUUCACUGUGCAGGCCCAGUUAGAAACACAAGCGUUCAGAUGUGCGUGCCAGUUACCCAACGCCAUGUGAAGGAAGGAGUCCUUUUAUUUGAUAGAGUCUAAUUCAUAAGCCGAGGCCUGCAGAGGGUCCACAGCUUAAAGCCGUGGAUCAUCGAGACCACUUAUACUUUAGGCUCGUUACUCUGAUGAACCUUUUCCAAUCGGAAUGAAGUUCAGUUGACUUGGAGUCACACAUAGUUGAGAAAGGUUGAGUAACAUGAACUUGACCCUUCCCCUGUAUCCUAUGUCCAUUUAGGGGACCUUGACGGUUUUGGAUCAUUAAUUGCAAAGCUUGUCCUUUCAAAGUAGUCAUACAAUAUAAUAGGAAGUUCUGAAAACGACACUUCCAAGAUUCUUUGUCACUUUCCUGGAGCGUUUAGAAUAUCCUUAAGGACAUCCGUGACACCUUUUAUUACAUGACUUCCGUAGGUAGUUGUGGGGCUGUUUCUCCUAGCCAGGCAUGGGGAUACCGUGAUGGACCCGCCCACAGCCUUGUCCUUCAAGGGGCUUAUGUAGUCUAGUGGGAAAUACACAGUUGAUUCAAGAAAGAUGUUUACUUUGAAGUGCAAUUUCUUGAAGAUUCUCUUUGACCACAGACAAGUAGCAUUUGGAUGGCUUUUAUGAUUCUAUCAUCAUAGAACUCAUGUUUGCUGAGUGUUUUUACAAUGAUUUGUUAGUUAUUCCUUUGGAAGGACUGUCUAGCUACAGUAUACAUAGUAACGAGGUAAUAUUGCAUCUUCCUACUUGUAAACCUAGCAAGUGGAAUUGACCUUGAAAAGUAGCUCAGUCUUCUUCUUCUGUGGGGAUGGAGUUUCUUCAGUAAGUUCCCUAACUCCAGCCUGUGAGUGGGGGAUGGAGGCUUUGAGCGAGCCCUCUGGGUUUUGAUUGUAGGGAAUUCUAUGCCUGUGUGGCCCCCAGCCCCCAACUUUGAACUGAAAAGUCAAUGUUGAAAGAAUGAACAGUCUUCAGGGAAAAACGUGUUCUUUGUCGUUGCGAGGAGUAUUUCUAUGUAUAAAGCGGUGGAGUGUUCUUGCCUCUUUUCCACUGAGGUACACAUUCAAAACGUAAUUUGUUCUGACCUUUUGGUUAUUAUUUUUUGGUUCAGAGUCAAUUUGUGCCAGUGACUUGAAGGUUCAAGCACUGUGCGUAGUUGUCAAUUCUUAGAAAUAGAUGUUCCAGUGCAAUCAAUUUUGGACCUGGAACUGGCUGCCCAAAACAUUGUGAAAUGUUCUGAGUCGAGAGCCCAGUAGAUCUCUUUGAGGUUCAGGCAGCCCCGGUUUGUCUACGCAACGUGUUCUUAGAGGCAGCGUCUUAAAAGUGCUUUUCAGCAUGCUGAAUUUGGCUUUGCCAAACAUCUGUUUGGACAAGACUGAAACUGUUGGAUAGGGAGUCGAGGCUUGAAGCAGGGAAGUGUAGGUCUUUAACUGACAGCGGGCAAAGGAGAGUAGGAAACAGCCGAGUCAUCAAGAGCAGGAUGCCUGGGGUCCCUGUAGCCCUGAUAAGGGAAGGAGACGUUUUACUUCCAUGAACUAGGACUAGAACAACUCCCAUUUAUUGAGAGCAUACCCUCUCCCCGGCCACUUGGCAUAAAGAGGGCAAUUGUUCCCCACGAGAGAGUGCCGCCUGGUGAGUACCAUGGGCCUCAUCAGCACGGUUAAGCUCAGGGGACAGCUCAAAAGCAGCCGAGGUAUAGUCAAGCCCUGAUUUCCCAGAAUCCGGGUUCUUUCCUCCUUUCUGUGCCAUUGAGCCAGCAGGAAUAAGGAGCACCCUCACAUCUUCUUUCGCAUGGAACAGACGACACAGUGAUACUUUUUCGUUUGGGGACAAUAUAUCUUAUGGGCCGUGUCUAUCAGCUGCUGGCGCAGUGUUUGAAAAGUCAGGACCGUCCUCAGAGACCGACGGAGAACAGCUAUUCCUCUGGAACCUGGGAGAGCGUAUCCGGAGUGUGAUGCAGAAAUAUCUUCAGGAGAGAAAUGAAAUCACCUUUGACAAGAUUUUUAAUCAGAAGAUUGGUUUCUUGCUAUUUAAAGAUUUUUGUUUGAAUGAAAUUAAUGAAGCUGUACCUCAGGUGAAGUUUUAUGAAGAGAUAAAAGAAUAUGAGAAGCUCGAGAAUGAGGAAGACCGCCUUUGCAGAAGCCGGCAAAUUUAUGACACCUACAUCAUGAAGGAGCUGCUGUCCUGCUCACAUCCAUUCUCAAAGCAAGCUGUAGAACACGUACAAAGUCACCUGUCUAAGAAACAAGCGACAUCAACUCUUUUCCAGCCCUACAUAGAAGAAAUUUGUGAAAGUCUUCGAGGCAACAUUUUCCAAAAAUUUAUGGAAAGUGACAAGUUCACUCGAUUCUGUCAGUGGAAAAACGUAGAAUUAAAUAUCCAUUUGACCAUGAAUGAUUUCAGCGUACAUAGGAUCAUUGGACGAGGAGGAUUUGGUGAAGUGUACGGUUGCAGGAAAGCAGACACUGGAAAAAUGUAUGCAAUGAAAUGCUUGGAUAAGAAGAGGAUCAAGAUGAAACAAGGAGAAACAUUAGCCUUAAAUGAGAGGAUUAUGUUGUCCCUUGUGAGUACAGGGGACUGUCCUUUCAUUGUCUGUAUGACCUAUGCCUUCCAUACUCCAGAUAAACUCUGCUUCAUCUUGGAUCUGAUGAACGGGGGCGAUUUGCACUAUCACCUUUCACAACAUGGGGUGUUUUCUGAGAAGGAGAUGCGGUUUUACGCCACUGAAAUCAUCCUGGGGCUGGAGCACAUGCACAAUCGGUUUGUUGUUUACAGAGAUCUGAAGCCUGCAAACAUCCUCUUGGAUGAACACGGACACGUCAGGAUAUCCGAUCUCGGUCUCGCCUGUGACUUUUCCAAAAAGAAGCCCCAUGCGAGUGUUGGCACCCAUGGGUACAUGGCUCCCGAGGUGUUGCAGAAGGGGACAGCGUAUGACAGCAGUGCCGACUGGUUCUCCUUGGGCUGCAUGCUUUUCAAGCUUCUGCGAGGGCACAGCCCGUUUAGACAGCACAAAACCAAAGACAAGCAUGAGAUAGACCGAAUGACCCUCACCGUGAACGUGGAGCUCCCAGAGGCCUUCUCCCCGGAGCUGCGGUCCCUCCUGGAAGGCCUGCUCCAGAGAGACGCCCGUAAGCGGCUCGGCUGCCAUGGAGGCGGGGCACAGGAAGUGAAGGAACACAUCUUCUUCAGAGGCGUCGACUGGCAGCAAGUCUACUUACAGAAGUACCCUCCACCCUUGAUUCCUCCCCGGGGAGAAGUCAAUGCUGCCGACGCCUUUGACAUUGGCUCAUUUGAUGAAGAGGAUACCAAAGGCAUCAAGCUUCUUGAUUGCGACCAAGAUCUCUACAAGAACUUCCCCUUGGUGAUCUCCGAGCGCUGGCAGCAGGAAGUAGCCGGAACAGUUUACGAAGCAGUAAACGCAGACACGGAUAAAAUCGAGGCCAGAAAGAGAGCUAAAAAUAAGCAACUUGGACACGAAGAAGAUUACGCUCUGGGAAAGGACUGUAUCAUGCACGGGUACAUGCAGAAGCUGGGGAACCCGUUUCUGACUCAGUGGCAGCGUCGGUAUUUUUACCUCUUUCCAAAUAGACUUGAAUGGAGAGGAGAGGGAGAGUCCCGGCAAAAUUUACUGACAAUGGAACAGAUUCUGUCUGUGGAAGAAACUCAGAUUAAAGACAGAAAGUGCAUUUUGUUGAGGAUAAAAGGAGGGAAGCAAUUUGUCUUGCAAUGUGAGAGCGACCCCGAGUUCGCGCAGUGGAAGAAGGAGCUGACCGAGACAUUCACGGAGGCUCAGCGACUGCUGCGCCGCGCCCCCAAGUUCCUCAACAAGUCCCGGUCCAGCAUGGUGGAGCUCUCCAAGCCUCCCCUCUGUCACAGGAACAGCAACGGCCUCUGACGCCUGGGCCAGGAGGGUCCUGGGGAGACGGGGCCUCAAGGAAGCCCGUACUGGGGGUUUUCAGCUCUGGAGCUGGAGCCUUUUGGAGAAGUCUGGGGGUCAGAGGUUCGGUCCACUUGUCCCUGGGGCCCUUCACGGUUGGGAGGACCCAGGACGCCGAGGUGCUCCUGACAGGAGCUGUGACCGUGGUCGGGCCCUGGGCCGGCCUCCCCCCCCUCCCGAGCGCCUCCUGCACAUGACCUCUGUCCACGCUCGAAACUACUGAGGAAGCAAGCGGAAGUUCUUUCCCUUUCCUACACACCUGUUUGGGUCGACGUGAGCCUAGAGCCUGAGAUGAUUCCUCCUUAUCACUUCAGUCUGUAUGUCUGAUAGCAGACACAUCUUAGACUUGCCACGAUGCAGUGCAGCCCUCUGUGGCGGCAGGUGCCAGAUGGCCCGAGCGCCACCCCGUGUUCUCUGCUGGGCUCACGCGUGUCCGCUCCGCGCUCCUGGGGGACCGGAGGCCAGCGUGCAUGUCCUCCGUGCACUUCAGCACCGACUUCUUGAUGGCCCGUGUCGCGAGCUGAAGAUGUUUUCUGAGAAGGUUGCCCUUGGGUACCUGCCUUGGGUACCACCAGGUACCUGCCUGCCUUCGACAGGGAACAGAGGGAGCGUGCCCUCCAAGGACUUGGGAGUCGCUCAUCACCGACGGUGUUCAACAGUGGACCGUUGGACGCUUACAGGGAUUCCGAAGGACAGGCAGUGGGGUUUUAACUUCAGGGCAACAGUGAUUUUCAAAAAUCUUCAGAUAAACAAAUCACACUUUCAUGUGUCCGGGUGCGCACGACGCUUGGGGGUGAGUCUGUCUUGGGCUCCAACAAUUAGCAGUUACGGGACACGGUCAUCCUGGUUCCUUCUGCCUGCCCCCGGGACACAUAUCUGUAAUGGAUGUGUAGAGGAAGGAAAGAAUUGCUCUGUUUCACGUUGUAAUAUAAUUUAAAAUGAAUUUUAUUGACAGAAGAAUGCUGAAGAAUGAAUGUGUUGAAAUGAGUUAACCCUGUAUGUUGAGUUUCGUGUUAUCCUUCGCCUGUCAUUAGUGGUGGUACUUGGCCCCAGGUGGGUCGUCCCAUGCCGUGACAGCAGUGGGGCGGAAAGGCCGGUCGCCUAAUCCCGGGGCAUCUUCUCCUCCCCCCACAGGUGGUUCUGUGCCCUUUUCACGGCCCAAAUAAAUGCUGGGCUAUAAGAACCAGUGUGUUUCCCAGUGAAGUGAAGUCCUCUCUGUCAUCAGACUGAAAAUAAUAACAAUAAUUUUUAAAGUCCACGUAUUUGUCUUAUUCUUAGUGCAAUCUUGUAUGUUUCUAAGUUAACGACUGACAGUAUAAAUAACAUCACCCUUAUCUGCGUCCUGCCCUCGAUGUUUUUAGUGGUUCCGGAUCUCUGUGCCCUGGGUUUGUUGGGAAAGUAAGUACUUCUUAACGAAGUUGUAUUUUGAGAGUUUGGAAGACAAUUACUGAGAGUUUUUUAUUUCACAGGGGUCACUUUGGACUAGAAAUCUGGAGGGGCACUAUCCGUCUCAACUCCCAGUUGGGGUUUAAGUCAACACGCACGUCCUCCUCUGCUCUUCCCCGUACAGGAGAACAGAGGCACUCCGCACAUGCCUCUUCCCCUGGCUUAAAAGGGAAGAAUGGUGUUCACAUUCCGGUUUUUUAAGAAACCACGAGCAACAGAAAAGUAGUUGUUCCUCAUAAAGGUUGCGUGCCUCGUGGCCUUGCUUAAUGACAACUGUCCAGCUGUCCUCAGCCCCAUCGCAGGCUCCCAUCGCUCAGCAUUGAUAGGUUGGGAAUUUCUGCGCCCCGAGCCUCUUGCGGGCAGAGCCAAGGCCCUCCUGUUGAGAAGGACACGGACUCCUUCAGGGUCUGCCCACCCAGGGCAUUAGCACGCCGACCUGCAGCUCUUUGAAAAACACCAUCUUUGUUCUGGAGUAGAGCAGGAGGUCAGUCUGUCCUUUAGAAAGGAAGCGUGAAUUGGAAAAUCAAGCCUAAUUUCAAGUGCUGGGGUCCCGUCCGGCAAGUCUGGUACCCGCACUUGUCCCCGAAGCCGUCUGAUAGAGCCAGCGUGCCCGCUGCCCCACGGAAGACGCUUCUGGCCCCUUCUGUGCCAGCACCUUGUGCCUGUGUGGCCAGAGAAGGCCAGUGCUCUAGAGAUCUGUCUCAGAAGGUUUUGAGAGUGUUACCUCAUUCCUAGAUGGUUGACCCUUCCAUGCUCCGACCAUGAAAAAGGACAAACUUCAGCACCCGUUUUCUCAGAGAAGAUAAAGUUGAUACUAUUUUGUAUAAAGUUAUAAUGUCUUGACUUCAUAAAUCAAGGGAAUUAAUAAAGCAAAGUCUAAAAAUAAAGAUGACUUUAAGCUGCUCUACAACGUAUAUGGAAGGUAUUAAAAACUUUCGUGAAUCCAAGGUUAUUUUUCUGAGCGAACAUAUCCUCUCCAUUGCAUUUGCCCCUUCAUGGCAUUGGGAGUCGUGCUUUCCCCUUCCGCGUCGUGUUUAAGUAUGAUUUGUCAGCAAAACUUCUCAAAGUUAGCUGUUUCGCUGCUAAUGCAAGUAUUUCGCUACUCAUGCCUCAGAUUGACCAAUUCAUGGACGCCACAGUGUCAAACCUUGUGUGGAAAAAGAGGGGCCAUGUGUGGAGGAAAGCAAGCAUCCCGCUUAGGAGAGCCCGCAACAGCAACACGCAAUCAUCUGUUUGAAGCUGAUCUAGCUUGACGUGCGAUUUGAAAUACGCCAUAUGGAUACCAGAAACAAUUGUUUUAAGGCCCUCACUGGCCAUUACAAAAUGUCCUUUACCCAUUGACAGAGAGCUUUAACUCCAUGAAAAAGAUCAAAGUGUGGUCUUUGACGGUUUGAGAAAUUUCGCUCGGCAUUUGUAGUUGGGCCAAUUUAGUAGAGCGUGUGACUUUUCGAUGGAAUUGAUUUUUCACAUUAAGAAGAAAGCCAGAGUCUCAAAGUCAGACCCUUUUUCGCAGGAUGUAAAUCUAUGAAAGGUACUUUGAAAUGUGCUGGUGUUAGGAGAAGACUGACUUUGUAGGACUUAAUCGUACGUGAUUUUUUUCUUCUCAGUAAUGUCAUUCAGGGAGGUGUUUCUGGAUCGUUCGGAGACGCCUGAUGAAUUACCUCCCCUGCACCCCUGAGGACUGACAACUUUGUGCCGGAGAGGAGGUGGGCUUCAUUGGAGUCUGUGACAGGCGGUGGCUGGGGGGCCGUGGGCUGUAGGGCAGGUGGAGCGGGUGUCACUCAGACAAGAAGAGUGGUAGAAAUGGGGAAAGGAAGGAAGGCCUUAACUUGCAGGUAAAAAAAUCACUCCCUUUAUACCAGGGAAAUGACUGAGUUUUAAAGUUGGCCGAUUCUUUGCUCCUUACAACAGGCGGUUGAAUAGUAAUGAUUGUGAGACCUGGUCACUUUAUUUUCGAUUAUGGAGCCGCUGGACUUAUGAAGAGGCCAUUGGCUUUCCAUCAGGGCCCUGCACGCCCUCCUGCACCCUCCCAGAGCUAGCCCCCCGUCAGUGCGCACCUCGCAGCCACCGGGAAGGCCAGGCGUGGGGGCUGGGUGGCCGCCCACAGGGCCCCGUGGCCAGCCACAGACCUUUGUCACACGUCCACUGCAACGGCAGUAAGGCUCCCCACGAUAAGGGUACCCGGCUUGCAGUGUAAGCCGUGCCCACUUCCAGAGUGAGCUUUAAGAGUUUAAAUUUUUGAAAUUUUUUUCCCUCCGAGGAAAGGUUGACUCCAGAGGUUUGAAUUCAUCAAUUACUUAAAUUCAUACGAAUAUGAUUUUUUUUUCCUUUUGACCCAGGCCACAUUUAAAAAAGAGCUCUUUUCCUGUUGAAGUAAUGAGAGUCAAACUCUGGAAUAAUACGAUUUCCUCAAGUUGUAACGGGCUUGAGAUUUCUUUCACCCUCAAAGACUAACGGACCUGCUCUUAUAGCCGAGGGACGGGGAUCCUCUCCCCAAGGUGCCCGAUGCCCGGCCAGUCACUGACACGGCUGGGGGAGCACUGGUCGGUAAGUGCAGCACCCCAAAUGUUAAAUGACCUUUAUUGAAGCACACACACACACUCACACACUCACACGCACACACACACACUCACUGCAGAAAAUGAGUUAACAGUACAUGCGUUUCAUCAAAACCCUACAGGAACAAAAACUGCAUUUUGAAAGUUUCAGCAAUUCCCAUUCUUACAGUAAACUCCCCAAUACCACAGUCUCAGAAUCAUCCCUGAAAACUGGUAACUCUGCUUCCGAAUUGUAUUUUGUCCUAAUAUCCAGUGUCUUUCAUGUAAGGGUAGGGAAUGGAGAACUAUUUCUAAGCGUGCACUCAUAAUUACAAAAGGACUUGAAAUUUAAUUCCCUGUGUCUCAGAUGAUUCUAUUCCAUGAUGUAUAUAUUAUAUGUGGUUUAUAAGCUAAACACUGGCCAUUUUUUAAGUUCUAUUGUGAAAUCGUAUUUUUCUAUGUUUUAACUAAUUACAAUAGAUUUGGCUUUUUCUGAGUAACAAAGAUUGCUGAACUACAUACACACAUAGAUAUAUAUUAAAAAACAGAGUUCUAUUUUAGCACAAAAGCAUUUUAUAUUAUUUAUUGAAUCCUUAUGUUUGUUUUCGUUAGAAACAUUCCUUCUUUCCGCUCCUUUUUAUUUGUAUAGUUUGUUAUUUAAAGAAACGGCAGCCCUGUCUGUGUUUCGUAAAAUAAAGUGGAAAUAAUGCACACAGCCACGUGCGGCGAAUGUCCCGUGUCCCCCCCCCCAUGGACCAUUUGCAACAAAAGCUUAUCCUCUGGGCUGUGCUGAGAGGCGUGUGCACUUCCUAGGUGACAUCGGACAGCACACUUGCCAUGAAAUACCACUUUCAUCUACCUCUUCAGGAGGCCGCCUGCUGGUUGACAGGUGCCCCCAAACGCUUGCUUCCAGACUGGCUGCAUUAUGAAAGAAUCUCAGUAACACACUCCGGGGGGGAUUCCCUCUUGAUGUCAGUUUUAAAGCCGUGGCACCGUCUAAGCCAGCGGAGCCGGUAGACGUCCCCCCGGGUCGUUCUCCUCCGGGAGCCGAGAGCCGCCCACCGAGGGUCGUUCCCUAUCCGCUUGUGCCAGAUCCCCCAAGCAAUCCGUCUUGCCGCCGCCCCGAGAUUCAGCCGUGGCGCCGGAUUUAUCAAGUACUACACGGGAGGUCGGUCCUCAGCACUGGUUACAGGCGGCCAGCUGUGUUUAAAAACCCCGCUUCCGGGAGGAGCGCCUUGGAACGUGACUUCCCCGCGGCCCACCGCAUCGCUGUUUCAAAAGGGUUUGGAAAAUGGGGUCAGAAAGCCAAAUGCCCUCGUACGUACUUAAAACUUUGCCAGAGGUCUUACUUUUGAGCGGACGGACCCUUAAGGAUUUCUGUGAACCAGAACGACCGGUCCCCGGGAGAGGGGGUCCCUCCCCACGUGCUGACGUUUCUCCCUGCCUGUCUUCCUCACUGGGUAGCCAGCAACGUGGCAACAGAGUCACUAUAUUCUUGGCCGAGUGUCACGCCCUUAAAGAAAGAAAGCCGUUUUCUCUCUUGCGUUGCUCUACAAGGUGAAGCCGGUGAAUUAGACCUUGUAAAUCUAGAUAUUGUACCUAUGAACUUAUCAUUUGUUUUGAUCUCUCUUCACGUUGAUUGUGCCCGUGGAGGUGUGUAACCCUCUCUCAGUAUACACUUACUAGUGCACGUUUGAAGUCCUCGCCCACGGGAGACGCCGUUCCGCGCCUGCGGUCACCCGCCCUGCGCGGGGCACGUGCUGUCACUUGGUAUCACCAUCUUUCAUGGCUACUUCGGAGCAGCAAGGCCGGUUUCCUGUGUUGAUAAGUUGCGUAUAUAAAAUCUCAAUAAAAAGGCUCCAUACAAAGAUACCUA